AAGGGAGUACACGGGAUUUCCUCAGGCUUCAUCCUGGAAAGAUUGUGGCGACGGUUUAGCAGAAAUGACUGACAUACUGCGGCUGGUGUCAGAAGCGGACAAGCGGACUUUACCGACUCUCUCCCAGCUCUCUGACAGCGAUGUUGACUGUAUUUGGGCUGACGUAUCCGCCUACAUUGAACGUCAGAUGACCUUACAGAAGGGGGUUCACCUGGCAGGACUGGGGACUUUCACCUUCUCGCAGCAGAAGUUGGACAUAGGGAACAAGUUCACAAUGAUCCAAAGACCCAUCUUCCUCCUGGCUGGGAAACUGGUCCAGUCUCUGGGUUUAAAGCAGGCCAGGCCACUGGCUGCAGCGACACAGCUACCAGUGGUGCAGCUAAACUUCACAGCUGUGUCACAAGUGACUCCUUUCAGCCGAGAUGUAGUGGAGGGCUGCAUUAGAGAAACUCUCCUGCUGCUCUACAGAGCUUUGGCCUCUGAACAAAACGUGUUUGUCACCUUCCAGGGAAUUGGAGUUCUGUCCUUUAAGAACAACAAGGUCCGGAUGAAAUUCAGUAGAGAUUUUAUUAAUACCAUGGAUGGAAGUGGUAGGCUGCUGUUAGCCUUCAACAAUAGACCUGGCAGCAGCAUCUCUUUACUGUCUGGUGGACUGUCCAGACUUCAGAGGCCACAGACUGCCAACCCCGUCACCCUGCCAACUGUCUGCUCCCCUCAGCCAGGCGACAAAGCCUGUGACAGAGAUGGAUGGUGCUUGUCACCAGCUCCAGACCAGAGGAAUGCAGGAGAAGAUCCCCAACAGAGAGAAUCUAAAUCCCAUCAGACACUGCAGCCUGUCAAGAUGAAAGCUGUCAGCCCGUCUGAGGAACUGAAUCCGAACCCCCCUGUGGAGGCCACAGAAAAGCCCGACACCUCCAUCUCACCGCCAGAGGCUCCUCCCAAAUUUGAAGAACCUCAUGUGGAUGUCAGCUGCUCUGGCCACACCCGUGCUGGACAGGAGCUGUGCUACUUGUGUAUGCAGCGGGCCCAAAGAAAUGUUCCAGUGUAUCUGAGGGAGCAGCAACAGGCAGAGGAAAAAGCUCAGGAGAAACUCUUACUGCUGAAAGAACAACAGAGAGACAAGCAGUGCAUGGAGGAAGAACAGGUAAAGCUGAACGAGCAACGUGAGCACGCAAAGCAGGUUGCUACAUUCAACCUGCAAAUGUCGGAGAAGAAAGAAAAGACUAAUUGUCCUCUGUACCCUACUUCAUUCAUCUUCCCGGCUCGCCCUCUGACCCCUGCCAAGAGGGUUCAGCAGCAUCGUUACAUGAACGAUCUUCAGAGCCAGAUAGAGAGCCGGCGACAGCACGAGGCUCGAGACCAGCAGAACCGUCUUCUAAUGGAACGUCUCAACCAGGUCCAGCUGGUCCAGGAGAUAGCUUUACAGAAGGCUCAGCAGCUACAGCGGAAACAUGAGAAAACUAAGCAUUACAAGAGGGCUCUGGACACUCAGGUGGGGGAAAAGACGUACACAGACCGUCCAGAGCGCCAGGCUGACAACUCUGGGUUCAGCCGCUAUGAGACAGCAGCCAGAAACACAGAGAGCCGAGAGAGGGCGCAGAAGCUCUUCCAAGUAAAUUUCAGUGCUGCCACUCAGAGGAAAAAGGAAGAACUGCAUAACCAUUGGGCACAGCUGGAGAAAGAGAGGGAAAUGCUCCAGCACAACAAAACGCAGCUGAUACUGGACCGCAUUAAUCACUUUGAGAAGAGGCGGGACAUCAGUAAGUCAUUAGAGAAUGAGUGGAGCUACAGUGUGAAGCUCAAACACCAACGAGAGGAAGAGGAGCGGCGCUUCCUAAGGUCUGCUGGUCAGCUCCUGGUAGACAAGCUGUCACAGUACAGGCGCUGUUGCCAGUGUAAGAGGAGGACCACUAACUUUGGAGAGACCAACAUCUGGAAGGACUCUCAUUACCUCUCUGGCUCACAGUUCAUGAUCUGAUGAACAAUGUAGCUUACUGCAGCACUGCAGAGCAUCAGUACCUCUCAACAGGACCUCAACCCUCAGUGCUCAUUGUGUGAUAGUCACUAAUGAUUAAAAUGACACGUUAAGCACAUGUGAGGCAUGCUUUGAUGUUGUGGUGUGCAGUAUUCACAAUAUGCACUAUUCUCUGCUGUAAUGUGAGAUUUAUUCCUGUUUCUUUCCUAAAUUAGUCUCUGGAGUUCAUCUUUACUGUACUUAAUAUGUUUGUUUUUGGUGUUUUGUAUGAAAUAACUAAAUGAACAAAUUUC
Molecule: messenger RNA, 2268 nt
Organism: Lates calcarifer (barramundi perch)
Lineage: Eukaryota; Metazoa; Chordata; Actinopteri; Centropomidae
Product: coiled-coil domain-containing protein 81
Exons: 16
Coding region: 65-1978 (637 amino acids)
Cellular component (GO): centrosome
Source: RefSeq, a predicted model, not a curated record